AAAGAUUGUUUGUUCUUUCAACUUCCACUCUUCUAAGAAUAAAAUAACUGCCACUCCCUCUCUCAUUUUCCACUCCCUCGAAUCAAACACCAAAGCCAGCCAGCCAGCCAUCUCUUUCUCUGGACUUUCAGAGAAUUUUUUUUUUUUAGUAAAUGCUUUUAAAAUCUCAAAUUUAUAAGCAAAUGAUAUUUUCAGUUUCUGCUCUUCUCUGGAAAAUUCUCUGAAACAAUGAGAGGCUCUUCCAUCAGUCCCAAAGAGCCCCGUCACCGCGUGUCUGCUUUCUCUGAAGACACAAGCAGAAGGGGGUUUCAAAGAAACAAGGUUUUUAAAGAUGUUGAGAAGGACCUCAACGUUCCCAUCCGAUACAGGAACUGGAAUUGCAAGAUAUCUACCUUGAAAGCUGUGCUGGUUAUAAUUCUAUUGGGAACUCUCUUCACACUCCUGUGCUACCCUGCAGUUUAUGUUUCAGAUCGUCCAUCCAAUUCUGCAUCCCGGUCUGGUUUUGUAGACAGAUGGAUAAGUGACAGUGCUGCCUAUGAUCCUCGCUACAUAUCACUGUUGGAUGUAAAUUGGGACCAAAUCUCGACUAUUAUUGAGAAACUGACUGACAGGGAUGAAUAUCAGGGAAUUGGCCUGCUGAACUUCAAUAAUAGUGAAACUGAUCAAUGGAAGCAGCUGUUACCAGAUGCCGAGCACGUUGUUCUGCAAUUGGACCAUGCGGCAGAAAAUAUAACUUGGGAGUCCCUGUACCCUGAAUGGAUAGAUGAAGAAGAAGAAUUUGAGGUUCCUAAUUGUCCGUCUCUACCUAAUCUUCAGGUUCCGGAAAAACCACGGAUUGAUCUUAUUGCUGUCAAGCUUCCUUGUAACAAGCAAGGAAAGUGGUCAAGGGAUGUUGCACGCUUACACUUUCAACUAGCAGCUGCAAGGCUUGCCUCAUCUUCUAAGGGGAUUCGCCCAGUGCAUGUGCUUUUUGUGACUGACUGCUUUCCCAUCCCAAAUCUUUUUACUUGCAAGGACCUGGUUGCACGUCAGGGGAACGCUUGGCUUUAUACACCCAACCUGCAUAGGUUAAGGGAAAAGAUUCAACUGCCUGUUGGGUCAUGUGAGCUUUCGGCUCCUCUCCAGGCUAAAGAGUAUUUUCAUUCAGAGAGGGCAGGCCGUGAAGCCUACGCAACAAUCCUACACUCUGCUCAUGUUUAUGUUUGCGGGGCAAUUACUGCUGCCCAGAGUAUCCGCAUGUCAGGUUCAACUAGGGACCUUGUGAUACUCGUUGAUGACUCAAUCGGUGAUUAUCAUAGAGGUGGAUUGGAGGCUGCUGGGUGGAAAAUUUACACAAUCCAAAGAAUCAGGAAUCCGAAAGCUGAACCGGAAGCAUAUAAUGAAUGGAAUUAUAGCAAGUUUCGUCUUUGGCAGUUGACUGAUUACGACAAGAUCAUUUUCAUUGAUGCUGACCUUCUUAUACUUAGGAAUAUUGAUUUCUUAUUUGAGAUGCCUGAAAUUUCAGCUAUAGGGAAUAACGCUACGCUUUUCAACUCUGGUGUGAUGGUCAUUGAGCCAUCGAAUUGUACAUUCCAGCUUCUAAUGGAUCACAUCAAUGAAAUUAAAUCCUACAAUGGUGGAGAUCAGGGGUAUCUUAAUGAAAUCUUCACCUGGUGGCAUCGGAUUCCGAAACACAUGAACUUCUUGAAGCACUUCUGGGAAGGUGAUGAGGAGGAGAAGAAACAAAUGAAGACUCGACUCUUCGGAGCCGAUCCUCCAAUCCUUUAUGUCAUCCAUUAUCUAGGAAAUAAACCAUGGCUAUGCUUCCGGGACUAUGAUUGCAACUGGAAUGUGGACAUUUUGCAGGAAUUUGCCAGUGAUGUUGCUCAUAAAACAUGGUGGAAGGUGCACGACGCCAUGCCAGGAAAUUUACAGAAGUACUGUUUACUUCGGUCCAAGCAGAAGGCGCAAUUAGAGUGGGACCGGAGGCAAGCCGAGAAAGGGAACUACACAGAUGGUCAUUGGAAAAUUAAGAUAAAAGAUAAGCGUUUAAAGAAAUGCUUUGAAGAAUUCUGUUUCUGGGAAAGUAUGUUAUGGCAUUGGGGUGAAAAGAACUGGACAGAUAAUGCAACUUCUACCCCAUCACUCCCUGCUACCAACAAGGCAUCUCUCUCUUUAUUAUGAAUUUUUUUUCCAAACAUAUUUUCUGGGCAGAUCACGUAGUCAACAGUUCAAUGAAAAAUAUACACUUUCGAGUUCCAUUAUGGUUAUUUGAAGAUAUAAA
Gossypium arboreum is the source of this 2263-nucleotide messenger RNA. RefSeq names its product putative UDP-glucuronate:xylan alpha-glucuronosyltransferase 3. Lineage: Eukaryota; Viridiplantae; Streptophyta; Magnoliopsida; Malvales; Malvaceae. The transcript has 4 exons. The record is from RefSeq and is a predicted model, not a curated record. Gene Ontology annotation, biological process: xylan biosynthetic process. The coding region runs from base 229 to 2163 and encodes 644 amino acids. Gene Ontology annotation, molecular function: glycosyltransferase activity.